Oryza brachyantha (malo sina) is the source of this 1455-nucleotide messenger RNA. RefSeq names its product 1-aminocyclopropane-1-carboxylate oxidase homolog 1-like. The record is from RefSeq and is a predicted model, not a curated record. NCBI's taxonomy places the organism in Eukaryota, Viridiplantae, Streptophyta, Magnoliopsida, Poales, Poaceae. The transcript has a single exon. Bases 101 to 1300 code for a protein of 399 amino acids.
AAAUUAAUCUAAACAUAUAUAAGUGGUGAGCAAGUGGCAGUUGCUCUCGGUCACCAUCUCACAAGUCACAAUUUAGUGGUACAAGGAUUUGAUCGGCCCAAUGGCUCACAACGCACGCGCGACUAUGGCCACCACCGUCUCCGUCUCCGGCAGCGACCGCCUCCGCGACCUCCAGGCCUUCGACGACACCAAGGCCGGCGUCAAGGGCCUCGUCGACGCCGGCGUCACCACCGUCCCCUACUUCUUCCGCCACCCGCCCGACCCCCUGCCGGUCGCCGCCCCGUCCGAACACGAUGCCGCCAUCCCGGUCAUCGACCUCGCCAAGGCCGACGUCGACAGGGAGUGGGUGGUCGCCGACUUGAGGGCGGCCGCUGAGACGGUCGGCUUCUUCCAGGUGGUCAACCACGGCGUCGCUGGGGUGCUCAUGGAGGAGGUGCUCGCGGUGGUGCGGCGGUUCAACGAGGAGCCGCUGGCGGCGAAGGUGCCCUUCUACACCCGGGACUCCGCCCGCAAGGUGCGGUUCAACUCCAACUUCGACCUGUUCCGGUCGCCGGCAGCCAACUGGCGCGACACGCUGUUCAUGGAGAUGGCGCCCGACGCGCCCUCGCCGGAGGAGAUCCCGCCGGCGUGCAGGGGCGUGGCGGAGGAGUACACGUCGGCGGUGCGCGGGCUCGGGGAGCGGCUGUUCGAGCUACUGUCGGAGGCGCUGGGGCUCCCCGCGGGGCACCUCGGCCGCGACGCCGGCUGCAUGGACGGGCUGAGCAUGGCGGCGCACUACUACCCGGCGUGCCCGGAGCCGGAGGCGACGAUGGGCACGAGCCGGCACUCCGACCCCAGCUUCCUCACCGUGCUACUGCAGGACGCGUCGGGCGGGCUCCAGGCCCUGCUGGAGCGGCCGCGGCGGUGGGUGGACGUCCCUCCCGUGGCCGGCGCGCUGGUCGUCAACGUCGGCGACCUCAUCCAGCUGAUGUCGAACGACCGGCUCCGGAGCGUGGAGCACCGCGUGGCGGCCAGCGGCGCCGGGCCACGCGUGUCGGUGGCGUGCUUCUUCCGGCCGGAGUACACGUCGACGAGGUCGUACGGCCCCAUCGCCGUCGCGUCCGGCGCACGGCCGGCGGCGGCGGCGGCGGUGUACAGGAGCACGACGGCGUGGGAGUUCCUGGCGCACUACAACGGCAAGGGGCUCGACGGGCGGUCGGCGCUGGAGCACUUCAGGCUUCCAGAUCCACCUGCUUCUUCCGUCUCGUCGACCGCUGAACACGCGGCGGACGCACACGCACGCACGGACGUGGCAAUCUGACUGCCAUGCACUCAGGUUUUUGUUACGUCAUUAUGUUACUUAUUAAUAAUUGGUUGGGGUUGGCACACGCGUACUCGUACUAUUAUGUACGGUGGGUCCAAACGACAUCUGUGUAAAUAAAAAAUAAUUUAUAAAUAAACUUUUAUAUAUAUAUA